This is a messenger RNA of Sitodiplosis mosellana (orange wheat blossom midge), 585 nucleotides long. RefSeq lists its product as uncharacterized. The coding region runs from base 1 to 585 and encodes 194 amino acids. NCBI's taxonomy places the organism in Eukaryota, Metazoa, Arthropoda, Insecta, Diptera, Cecidomyiidae. The transcript is spliced from 2 exons. The record is from RefSeq and is a predicted model, not a curated record.
AUGAGAUUGGUCAGUGGUCACACAAAAUACUGGGCUUGUACUGGGAUUGGAGCUCACGCAGCAAUACAUUUGGCGAAAAAAGGCGGACGCAUCGUUUUAGUUGGUCGUAAUGAAGGGCGUUUGAAUGACGUUAGUAGUGAAAUAAUAAAAGACAACGCACCGAAGCCGUUGAUUAUUGUAGCCGAUGUGACAAUGGAUGCUGAACGCAUAAUUCAAGAGACAAUCGAUCAUUUCGGUUCAUUGGAUGUUUUAGUAAAUAAUGCGGCUGAAAUUACAUGUGACACUGCCGACAAUAUUGAACUUGAGGACUUUGAUCGCAUUAUGAAUACGAAUGUAUGCAGCAUUGUUCAUCUAAGGAAGUUGGCAGUACCACAUCUGGAAAAAACGAACGGAAACAUUUCAAACGUUUCAAGUAUUGCCGGUCUCCGUACAAAAGUGAAUUCAUUUGGACAUUCUAUUUCAAAGGCUGCCGUUAAUCAGUUAACAAAAAACGCAGCAUUGGAUUUGGCUUCGAAAGGUAUUCGUAUGAAUGCAAUCAAUCCAGGUGCCAUCAAUUCACGGCACAACAAACUGAAAACUAUGUGA